Osmerus eperlanus (European smelt) is the source of this 2454-nucleotide messenger RNA. RefSeq names its product protein SFI1 homolog. The transcript is spliced from 14 exons. NCBI's taxonomy places the organism in Eukaryota, Metazoa, Chordata, Actinopteri, Osmeriformes, Osmeridae. The record is from RefSeq and is a predicted model, not a curated record. Bases 1 to 2454 code for a protein of 817 amino acids.
AUGUCAGAGACAGAUGUUCACAAGAGUAAUGGAAGACCCUUUCCCCCGUACGUGUCUCAGGAUGUGUUCAUGCGUGCCACGGCGCGCAUGCUGCACCCCCUCCUCAGCAUGGCGUUCUCUCAGUGGAGAGAGCACGUCUGUGCCAGCCGGGCACGGCGCCAGCUCAUGGGUCAGCUGGCAUGCACCAGGAGAUGGACAUCGCUGGCCUUCACCUUCAGCCUGUGGAGGCGACAGACACAAACCUGGCAACAAGCAGAGAGACACAGGGAAGCGGUCUUGCUGACUUCCUGUUUAAGCCAGUGGAAAGGGGUCCCAGUUGGUCAGAGGGCAGAGGCCCAGAUGCAGAGGAGAGCUGAGCAGUUUCACAGCGCCGCCGUCCUCCGUCACUGCUUCUCUGCAUGGCACGGACGGCUAAGGAGGGUGUGUGUUGGCCCGGGGAUGAAGGCCGGGGCCCAGCUGGCCAGCAGGACAGCCUGGCUACAGAGGAGAGACGAGAGGCGGAGGACCCACUCGGCCUUCACCCUCUGGAGAGCACGCUUCAAACAGUUCCAGGCUGUCACAGCCUUCUACACUAGCGCCACACUCACCAGGGUGUUUGUGGCGUGGCGGGGCCACGGUCAGCACCACAGGAGCAUGAUGGCUCUGGCCCGGGCCCAGCCCCGGCAGACGCUGCUGGGUAGCGCCCUGGCCCGCUGGAGAGGGUGGACCAGCCGUCUGCAGGAGGCCAGGAGGAGGGGGAAGGAGAGGCUGGCCCUGCAGGCCAGGGAAAGUCUGCAGCGCUGGAGAGAACACACUCGCAGGAGGUGUGUCUUGCGGCUGCUUCUGUGUCAGUAUGUGGAGGGAAACAGAAGGAGAGUUGUAGAGGAAGCUUUGCUCAUUUGGGUCCAAGAAGCCCACAAGGUCAAGAGAGCCCAAGACCUACACCAACACAACCUCACAAGAAGAGUCAUACAGAGAUGGAACACCUACUCCCAACACAGAAUCAAAGAGCAGAACUCCAUUCUCACCAUGGAGGUGCAGCGACAACAAAGAGCCAUGCAAUGGGCCUUCACUUCCUGGAGAGGGCGUGUCUUACACAAGCAGGGUGUGGCCAGGACAGUGGCACAUCACUGGAGGUUUAGGGCACAAGAGAGCAGGGCGGCCAGCCACUACUUAGUCAGACUGGAAUUACGCUUUUUCUGCAUGUGGAGACUGGCACUGCUGUGGCGGAGGGAGAGGCGCCAGCGGGCACGGGAGCUGGGCAGGAAGUGGGCCCUGCUUGCCAGACAGAGAGCGGCACGCCAGGAGAGAGCGCUGGUGUUCCGUGAGGACAGAGAGAGGGGAGAACUGGCACAGCGAUUCUGGUACUGGGUCGCUCUUCAUCGGUCGUGGAAGAGGAGUCUGGAUUUCCACCAGCAGAUGCUCUGUCGGAGGGCCAUCCUAAGCUGGCAUGCUCAUGCUGGUCCAGCGAUUGCACGCAAGCACUGUGGUGCCAACCUCCAGCAGAGUAGAGACCAGAGGCUGGUGCUGCAGUGUUUGACCCACUGGAGAAGUGAACUGGGGCAGGCGCAGCACAGACAGGAGGUGCUGGGAGAGAGACUCAGCCAGAGGAACAGAAGGUUGACCGAGAACACCAUGAACUACUGGAGAACAGCCACUAGAGGGAGCACCGCACUCAGGCAGCUCAAUAACGGAAGACUACAACAAUGUAUCGACCACUGGAGGACAAGGACACACAUAUCCAGAGCUGCCAGAAUCAUGUGUGUGCAGAGAGCACGGAGAGACACCCAGCAAGUGUUGCUUGCCUGGAGGCAGUGGGCCAGAGUGUCUACAGGCCAGAGACAGAUGGGAGAGGCGGUGGGGCUGUGGGUGGAGGGCCACAGAGUGAGCAGAGCCUUCCAGCUAUGGGUCAGAGUUCACCAGAGCCAUAAAGACGCCUCACGGCUGAGCUCAGCUCACCUCGUUCGCAGGUUCUUUCAAGGCUGGCGUGAGGUCGUGAAGGAGAGCAUGUUCACAUGGAGGAGCACAGAGAACAAAGUGUGUACAGCACUGAUCCGGUCAGCGUUCAGUCUCUGGAGGAGGCGUGCUGCAUCCCAUAAGGCCUCACAGGACCUGGCUCAGAGAGUGACAGCCAGGAGGAGGAGGACCCUGCUGAGGUCAUCACUCCACACCUGGCAUCAGGAGGUCCAGUCCCGCAGGAGACGUUCUCUCCUCCUAUCAGAGAAGUACUAUGCAUGCUGGGUGGAGAGGGCGACGGCCACACGCAACAAGAGAAGGAGUCUCCUGGAGUGGAGACUGAGGGAGUAUAUAAGGAGGUGGAGGCUGGAAGCUGUUCUGAGGAGGGUGCAGAGGAGACACACCCAGGAUCUGUGGGACAACUGGAGAGACCAGACUGCUGCUACACUUCUGCUUAGGGCCCUGGCAAGCACAUACACUACACACACACACACACACACCUGCUUUGUAUUUUGUUGA